AUGGAUUCCAGCUCGACCCAUUUCGUCAGCGAGGACAUGUCUGAGAUAAGAAAACUGGUAGAGGUUUUCAACAAGUGCAGUGUAUUCAACACGUCCUCCGCGAAAAUUGUAAGCUUAUCGACUGGACUAAUUACCAACGACUCCGUGAAUGCUGAUGAUGCAAAGUCGGCGGAGCUAAAGUUCUGCAGUCAAUGGUUGGCGAGACGGUCUCAGCGUAUUCGUUUUCACAGAAGAAUCAAGUCAAGACCCUUGCCUCUGGAGGACAAGUAUAGCUGGAUCCCCCAACACUUGUAUCAGCGCCUUCGUCUCAUGGGUGUCGGAGACAUCCCUCUCUCUGAAUUACUCGGCUACGAACUGUGCUCUCUACCGGCCGCUCUUUUUGACAACUACAUGCGCAUGAGAACCGGCGACAAAGCAAAGCUAAUUCACCAUUUAGUCAAGCUCGUCCCUGAAAGUGUUGUUUCGACACUCCCCACUACAGGCCUGCGGAAUAUCAUCGACGGAGAAGGGCCGCUUCACAAGUUCGCAUGGCCAAAGAAUUCCACGUACGCUGAAAUAUGCACUCUGUACGUUCGACAUGUGAGUAGCAGCUACGCCAAUGCCACGGUGAUUUUUGAUGGAUAUCAUGGCCCCAGUGCAAAAGACGAAGCACAUCGACGUCGAUCAAGCAACGACGUUUGCGCAACAGUGUCCGUUACCAAAGAAAUGCACCUGACGAUGUCCAAGAAAGCUUUCCUUGGGAAUUCCUCCUCGCUGACGAAAUGGGUCGAGCUGGAAUCCAUGUUGAGCACGCCACAGGAGAUGCGACUACAAGGUUUGUCAGAGGGCUUGUGCGUAUGCCUUAGGAAGUCCAGUAGCUGUCGUUGCAGAAGACUCUGAUGUUUUCCAGUUGCUAGUUCACCACACAGAUCCUGCUGCUAGUGAUGUAUACAUAGUCGCUGCAAAACGAACUGUCUGCACUAGCACCAUCAAGCGCAGAGUAGAUGUUAAGCUGUCAGAGUCACUUCUUUUUCUCCAUGAUGUUAGCGGCUGUGAUACGACCUCAAGGCCACAUGGAAUCGGGAAAGACGCCGCCCGAUUUCACAGUCACAAGUGACUUUCUCCAGGUACAAGCAUGGAAAGGGAACGAUGUUCCUCCUGAGGAGUGGGGAUGGGCGAGAUCCUCAACAGGCCUUGUUCCCGUGCCGAUGUCAGAGCCAGCAGCCCCAGCGAAACAUCAGAUGUAA
Messenger RNA from Paramuricea clavata, 1226 nucleotides. Lineage: Eukaryota; Metazoa; Cnidaria; Anthozoa; Malacalcyonacea; Plexauridae. The record is from the annotation of a GenBank genome assembly.